Molecule: messenger RNA, 1452 nt
Organism: Batrachochytrium dendrobatidis JAM81
Lineage: Eukaryota; Fungi; Chytridiomycota; Chytridiomycetes; Rhizophydiales
Exons: 2
Coding region: 1-1452 (483 amino acids)
Cellular component (GO): membrane
Source: RefSeq, a predicted model, not a curated record
AUGGCAGAUACACCGCUUCCAUCGUCACAUGUAGAGUUGUCGCCCUUAUUUGAAGAGUCGGACAGUCCCAUAUCGUACAAAGUCAAUAUUGUAGGCUCGAUUGGCAAUGUGAACUGUUCUAACAAGCCAGCCGACAGAGACACUAUCAUCUCCAAUCGAUCGCUUACUCAGUCGAACCGAGACACUAUCCUCUAUAUCGACAAAAUCAAUACUUUUGUGGAUAGAGUUUCCGAGGAUGGAGCAGUCGAGCCUAUUAAAAAAAGCAAAUUGAGCGUGUCGUUUGUCGAGCCAUUGUUGAGCUCUCAUCAAUCUGCUGAUGCCAUGAUUCAAGACUGUCAUAAAACCAAUAUCGAUGUGCCCUUGUCCGACCCAAUAGACAAUAUCUCUGCUUCUUCUGAUAUGAUUCUACCAGCACAUGAUGAUCAUAGGAAUACAGCGCCGAUUUCAUCACCCGCACCAGCACGAUUUUCCACGCAUGCACAACUGCAUCAGUUGAAAAGUCAAAAAACUGUACCUCAGAAUCCAACAAGAGCCUCAGUGAUUACUCCAAAUUCAACAGCUGUUGCUGUGCCAGCAGCAGCACUUUCUCCACCUACAAAACAUACUUUUACUUCCAAUUUAUCUCCUGUGUAUUGCAGCCAGUCAACGCUUUAUCCCGAGUCCGACAUAAGCUAUAAACUCGAAUCUAGAGAGUCGGCUCUUGUUGAACGCAAGACAAACACGUUUGAUUUUUUGUUUCAUCGGGAAACUCCACCAUCAGUGCUUCGAUGUUUAUCGGCAAAGUCUGCAUUGAUUCCAAGUAAAACUUUGCUCAUCAUCCGAGUGGUUAUGCUUAUAUACUCUACAUGCAUUAUUGUGUGGCGCCUUACCGUUAGUCCUAAAUUUCUGUAUUACCUCAGCAACUGGUCUUGGGUUUUUUUAUGGUUGUAUCUCACGGCUGCUGUAGCACAUAAUUUUCUUUAUUAUAACCGCAGAUUAAUGCCAGGUUGUCUAUUAGAUCGCGCUAUGCCGUAUCUUUUUGCAAACUCUGUGACACUUAUUAUUAUUACUGUAUCAGUAUUCUGGGCUCUUCUCAACCAUAAAGUAUCUGAACAAAACAGCUCAGUAGAAAAAUUCAGCGUGAUCAACACCCACAUCACAGCUCUUGUUGUUGUUCUAGUCGAUCUGAUUCUUACCCGAACCAUUGUCUAUCCUCGCCAUGUAGUAGCGCCGAUUGUUUGCAUUGUUUCUUAUAUUGUCAUGGUAUUGCUGGUAAACUGGAGUUUUGAACUGCCUUUUCCGUACCCAUUCUUUUCCGAAGUUGUUCACUAUGGAACUGUUAUGCCAAUUCUAGCUGUUAUACUUUCCACCGCUGCUUUCUUUAUGAUCCCAUUUUUCCUGUGUCGUACUCGAGAUUGGCUUUUUAAAGACAUGGUUGCCAAUGCUAGGAUAAACAGUGUUGCCACAAUCUAA